Messenger RNA from Colletes gigas, 2214 nucleotides. Its product is annotated as alpha-tocopherol transfer protein-like. Gene Ontology annotation, cellular component: membrane. The transcript is spliced from 5 exons. Bases 613 to 1707 code for a protein of 364 amino acids. Gene Ontology annotation, molecular function: phosphatidylinositol bisphosphate binding. The record is from RefSeq and is a predicted model, not a curated record. Lineage: Eukaryota; Metazoa; Arthropoda; Insecta; Hymenoptera; Colletidae.
GUAGUUGCAGCCAGUUGCAUCACCGACCGGCGUCGCUGCUCGAACGAUCCAGCGAUCACGGGAAACUCGCGACUACCGACGAGCGUUUCUCCUCUCGUUUCGCGGCGUUUCCUACGCGAAACGCGGAAUAAUUAUCAAACUUUCCCACUCACCGCCGCGUUUCAACGUUAAAACAAACAUUUCGAGCUACGUUUCGUACCAAAGUUUGCGAUUUCUGUGAUCCCUCGAAUUUUUUCCAAUUAUAAUUCUGGACAAUCGCGCUAAUGUCGAUCGACGAGAAGUGUGUGAUAAUAAGAAUCGUACGAGGAAUAAAUAGAGUUCUCCACGAGUCAGUUAAUUCCUAAAUAAUUGUGUUUUCCUAUCGGGACUUCGUUUCCGGUUGCAUUUGACAUUGAGAGUCUGGUUUCCCAAGGUGAUGGGAGGAUAUAAGAACUUCCGGAAAGAGUAGUCGAAAGCCUUGAAAGAUAGACGACGAAACGAGGGAUAACAAAGGCGAAUCGGCGCGAAUAGUCGGAAAGACGCGAGGUCGCGUCCGUUCUAGGAGGUUAUCGCUUCGUAGGAGAUAUCGCGUCGUCGAAUGACGAGUCGUAACUCGAACAGAGUCGAUCGCGAAUGACGCAAGGGUGCACGAUGCCGCAGGAGAACGAGACAGCCUCGCUGGUGAACGGCGAGAUCGAUGGUCGUGCCUCGAACGAGGAUCGACCGAGGGAGAUCUUCGGGGAGGAUCCGUCCAAGGACAAGGUCGAUGGUGAACGGCGGGAGGAUUUGAACGGGAUGCCGGAACUCAAGGACGACGAGGUCCAGACGGACGACGAGGACGAGGUCUCGUUGAACGUGGGCGAACCGUCGCCGGAAGUGAUGGAGUACGCCAGGAGGGAGCUGGGGGAGACCGAGGAGGUCAAAUGUCAGACCAUACAGGAACUGAGGGACAUGAUUUACGAGAGGGGAGAGUGCCUGCCACACAGGACGGACGACGCCUUUUUGGUCAGGUUCCUCAGAGUGAGGAACUUCAAUGUCAAUCGCGCGCAUCGAUUGAUAGUGAAUUACUACAACUUCAAAGAGGAACACCCAGAGAUCCAUCAGAAUGUGAACCCAAUGGACAUGAGGUAUAUCGGGGACGACGACGUGAUGACGGUGCCGGCGUACAGGACCCAGUGCGGCAGAAGAAUGAUGAUCUAUCGAUUGGGGAACUGGGAUCCGAGGAAGUAUUCCGUGGAGGAGAUCUUCAAGGCCACGGUUAUCAUUCUGGAGCUGGGCGUAUUGGAGCCCACCGCUCAGAUUCUCGGCGGCGUCGCCAUUUUCGAUCUGGAGGGCAUCACGAUGGCGCAUGCGUGGACCAUCACUCAUCAGGUGGCCAGUAUGGUGAUAGCGCUGAUGGUGUCGGCGUUCCCCAUGAAGACGCACGCGAUUCACAUUCUGCACCAGUCGUGGGUGUUCGACGUGAUGUUCGCGGUGUUCAAGCCGUUCCUGGACGUGAGGAUGCAGAACAAGAUUUUCUUCCACGGCAGUAAUAUGGACAGCCUCCACCAGCACAUCUCGCCGACCCACUUGCCGAAGAAGUAUGGCGGGACUCGGGAGGAAUUGCCUUACUACAAGUGGAUCGACAACCUCAGCAAAGCCCCUAAAAUCGUCAAAGAGAUGAAGGAACUCGGUUACAUAGUCCCCCCGGAGAUCCUCAAGAAAAUGGGUCAACCUCCCAAGGACUGAGGAAGAACCCGAGCGAUCUAUUACUUGCACUUUUAAUUAACGCUUACACUCGCUUCCCGGUAACACGCGCGACCCCUAAACGGUCGCAAACCACCCCCCACCCCCCACCCCCCCCUCGCUGGAUAACACGGAUCAUUAUCCGUUUGGUUUAAAUUCUUAAUAUCCCUAACUCGGAGCUCGUUCUCCCUUUUCCCGAUUUAGUUGCUAGACGUUGGUUUUUGAAACAGUAUGGUUUACUUUUAUUCUCACGUUCAUUUUGUUACGCGCGAUUCUCCUCUUUUUACUCUCGAUUGCGAAACCGGAGUAUCGAUUAAACGCUGUAAGGUAGUGAUUUUCUUGUCUUUCGCAUUAUCUACGAAGUUUCGCGGUGUAGAACCGUCACUGGGUCGACGAUCAAUUUAAAAUUCACACUCGAGGGCCGCGCCGCGGUCGACGAAGAAGACAAAUUUCCUGCUGAAAGUCCUUUCAGCGAUCCCCCCCCCCUGGAGCCUAGGCGAACGGUUCAUC